Messenger RNA from Rhopilema esculentum, 5714 nucleotides. The record is from RefSeq and is a predicted model, not a curated record. NCBI's taxonomy places the organism in Eukaryota, Metazoa, Cnidaria, Scyphozoa, Rhizostomeae, Rhizostomatidae.
CCCAAAAGACCAUAGUAAAUUUGUCGUUUCUGCUCAGAAGCGUUUUCAUGAGCACAAGCAAAACCAUUAAUUGAUCAAAGAAUGCAAGCACCUACACCACUUUUUACCGUAGAUUUUUGUAGUUAGGAAAAACAAAAAAGCAAUGUUUCUGGGUAGGUGCUGGCAUAGCUAUUGGACUCUUUUUCUUCUACUUUUUGCACUGUCAAGCAUAUCUUGUCAUCAGUCUAAUGAUUUUUGUGAACGAGAUGAAAAAACUGGAUCAUGCAAAAAGAAAGAUUCGACUCAAGAUCUGAGUGAGGACGAGCCUUGCUGGGACAAAGAAGAAACAUCGGUAAAGCCAGAUAGUUUGGAAAGUCAACAGAAGCUGGUCAGACUAGACGGCGUCAAGGUUGGUCAUGAGCAAUUCAUUGAAGUUGAUGGCACAAGGUACAAAUUCAUAACAAAGUCUAUGAGACCCCUUUUGUUUGAAAUCCCCAACUUCAUAAGCAAAGACGAAGCUGAGGAGAUCAAGGAAAGAGCACAGCUCACAGGAAUGUUUGACAGCAAAGCCAAAGGAGGCCUAACAGAACCGGACUUUUUUAAACCUAGCGGAAGUCCUGGAAUAUCUCUUGGACCAAGUGGAAAAUUUGAUUUUUGGGACUGGAACCGAGAUGGAGUAAUCGACAUGAAAGAUAUUAAAAGCUGGACAAGAUACUACAGUUUUAUUGUGAUGAACGAGACUGACAUACAUGAUAUGUUUAAAGCUAUUGACUUCGAGCAUUUUGAUGACGGUGUAAUUACAAAGGACGAAUUCUUGAUAUUAAGCACACAAGGAGUCGAUGAUUAUAUCAACCAGCUUGUUAGAGAUCAUCCUCGAUUUCGACAAAGAUACAGCGAACAAGCGUUUUUAUCAAUGAGCAAGUCCUUCAGCAAAACGCUGCAUUUGAUCCGUGAAAGGGUCGUAAAGUUGACGAAACUUCCCCGCAAAAUUGUCUAUGGCAGCGAGCAUAUGCAGGUAGUAAAGUACACAACAUAUGGCCACUACCAUGCACAUCACGACAGCGAAACACACACCAGAACUGACGUACCCUGUUGCCACAUGACCGACACUGAGACCGUGCUGAAAUAUGGAACUUGCAAACUUUGCAGGUUUGUCACGAUAAUGGCGUACCUAAAUGAUGUUGAAGAAGGAGGAGAAACAGCAUUUCCUGCUGCUGACAAUGCAACUUAUGACUAUAAUUCAUUCCGCAAAAAAGGCAAAGGGCCAGAGGAUUCAAAAGACUUGUAUAACCUCAGCCAUAACUGCUACUCUUCAAAUCUGGUUGUAACCCCCCGUGCGGGUACAGCUGUAAUGUGGUACAACCACCUUGUCGACGAGAAGACUGGCUGGCUUGGCGAGUUGGAAGAUCGUUCUUUACACGGGGGUUGUGAUGUUAAAAGAGGAGAGAAGUGGAUUGCCAAUAUUUGGUUAACUGCCCCCUACGCAGAUUCUGUUGAUAUGCCAAGCAUGUAUUUUGAUGAGGAGGAUUACCUGGAGGCUCAGAAACUCUACCUAUUGUUGAUAUCAAACAUGCUUUUUUGGGAAAGGUUUGGUGCUUUAUUCACCCUUUUUGUUAGUACCUUGGCAUUGAAAGAAAACCAUUUCUGUGAAAAAGAUGAAGCAACUGGUUUAUGCAAAGAAACAGUAAAUGAUGAAAGUGCACCUUGUUGGUAUUUUGACCCAGAACUUCCGGCAACGCCUGCAAAAGAAGAAGCUGGAAAACUAGUAAUGCUCGAUGGAGUCAAGGUAGGACAUGAGCAAGAGGUGACCAUGGCAGACAGGAAAUUCAAGCUAAUUACGAGAUCGAUGCUUCCUCCCUUGUUUGAAAUCCCAGAUUUUCUUGAGAAUUACGAAAUCGACAAUAUCAUAUUGCAAGCAGAGGAUUCUGGGAUGUUCAGCAGUAAAGCAAAAGGUGGACUCACUCCUCAAGACUUUUUUAAACCAUCCAAAGUGCCCGGAAAGUCGCUGGGUGCUGCUGGUGACUUCUACAAUUGGGAUGUCAAUGAAGACGGUAUCAUUGACAUGGAUGACAUUUUACGCUGGAAUAAGUUCUUUAAUUUUCUGGUGUUGAAUGAAACAGACGUGGAAGAAAUGUUCAAGUUUGUGGGUGGCAGUGAGUUUGAUGACGGAAUUAUCACAAAAGAAGAAUUCGAAACAUUAAACACACAAGGUCUGGAGGAUUACAUAAAUUUACUGAUCCGAGAGCACCCUAGAUUUCGCCAGAGGUAUAGUGAGCAGACAUGGCUGCCUUUUGAGAAGAUAUAUAGCAAUGUUCUUCAUAACGUGAGGGAAAGGGUGGUUAAUAUCACGAAGCUGCCAAGAAAACUUGUUUACGGUGGAGAGCAGCUACAGGUUGUGAAAUAUGGUCCUUACGGCCACUACCAUUCUCAUCAUGAUACCGAGACUCACGAAAGAACAGAUGUGCCGUGCUGUCAUCAAACAAAUGUUGACAUUGCAAGGCAGCAUGGGAAAUGCAGGAUUUGCAGGUUUAUAACUAUAAUGGUUUAUCUGAAUGACGUCGAGGAAGGUGGAGAAACAGCCUUUCCUGCAGCUCAUAAUAAAACCUAUGAUGAUGACGCUCUUCGUGUCAGAGGAGACGAAACACUUCCAGAUUUGCUCAAUUUGUCGCAGUAUUGCCAAGCUGCGAAUCUGGUUAUCACACCGAAGAAAGGAACGGCUGUUAUGUGGUACAAUCAUUGGAUCGACAAAAAGAGUGGCUGGCUGGGCCAGAGAAUCGAACAAAGUUUGCAUGGAGGAUGUGAUGUUAAGAAAGGUGAGAAGUGGAUUGCAAAUAUCUGGCUGACAGCGCCAUAUGCAGACUCAGUGGAUGUGCCAAGCAUGUAUUUCUCAGAACAUGAUUACACAGCUGCAGAAACAGCCUAUAACGAAAAGUAAAUUGAUUAACCAUUAUGAAAAUUUGUCUAAGAAUAACGCACAAUCAACGCUAACUCAAUUUUUUAAAAGAACGGCAUAUCACAUUAUAUGAUAUAUUUUAGACGAAUGAAUUAAUAUAUGGCUGAAUGAGUCGACUAAACUGCUUACAUGGUAUAUUCAAAUUGAUCAGAACUUUCUUCAUAGGAAGUAUUUAGAGCUGCAUAAUGAAUUGGACGUCACUUUUCUUAAUAAAGAAUUAACAUUGAAUUAAGACUUACUAAUAUAAAUGAAUUUAACAUAUUUAGGUUUUUUUUUCGUUUUCCCGCACUCUCUAUUAAAUAAAGUUGAUAUAUCAUAAUCAAGCUAACAGAUUUAAAGAAAGUUUCUUGCUCAAAGUUUCGAUGGGUCUACUCAAACUGUCAUUUGCUUGCAUUUCUGAUUGGCCUACUUAAAUCCACAUCUGGGUAUAUAUUUUCUAAACAUUAUCGAUAAUUUUUCUGAUAUUUCAACUCUGAAAGCCGUCAGAGUUAUUCUUGUAAAACUAUAUAGAUUAUAUUGCAUGCACAACUAUCUUGAAAUCAGGUAAUAUGUGGCUUUUAAAAUCGUCUAGUUUCUUUUACUGGAUCCAAGGCUCUUUCGAUGGCUUGUGGAUUGAAGAAAACCCAUGGGCGUGCUGUUACUUUGCGUGCAACGCAACGCAUAGAUGAACACCUUUGUUUUGGAGAAUUUUAAGAAAGAUGCGAGAUAUUUGUGACGCCACAAACUACCAUCCUGUCGUGCCAUGCGAUUGUCUGGUUCUGUUUUUAAGUCAAAACUUGCGGAAUUCUCUACACAUCUCCACGACAUUUUCAUUUAAAAAACGACAUUCCAAAGCAAUCGGAAGUAUCUGGGUCAUUUAGAAAGAGUAUUCUGACGAUUAAAAAACUUGUUUAGCUAUAUCGUCAAGUGGUCACGCACCUUAAAAGAAAAUAUUGUUCAGUUUUUGCAUGGCACGUCAUACUGACGACACGGUGACACGAGGGUUGUUGAUCUUAAAAAGUAGUUAAGAUUCACUUUUUGCUUUUAAGCUCAUACACAUUCUAUUGGCGUUUUAUCAUUUUAAAGAAGGAAGGAUCAAUUUCAAUUUGCUAGAAGCACUCUCAGAUCUAAUAUUGCAACAAGUGAAUUAAAUUGAAAAUUAUUCAUGCAAGUUUUCUCGAAGGCAUUUCUCGUCGUCGUUUUGCUUUGUUUCUGACUAUUACCUUGUUCAUAUUACUACUCAUUGCAAGAUCUACUGAAUUCGGCGGACAGGAGAUCCGGCCUUUCUCAUUCUUACAGAAAUUAAUGCUGUUUCUGUUGUUCUUACAGCUUUCUUGCAUCUGCCUGCUCCCAAUUUUGAAGCAGAUAAAGUGCAUGGAUUUUCGUGUUAACGAUGAACCAACAUCAAUAUCCUAUUAUAUUACCCGCAGAAUAUCCUGCAGUGGCAUCAAGGUCAUAUGCAUAUAAUGCAAACACUGUUGAAAAGAUGCUUAGAAUAAGGACAUUCUUGGCUUGCAUUUAUAUAAUGCUGUUAUGAUCAAAGUAAAAUUUCAAAAUAAAACUGUUGGACAUUGAUUUUCUUAGAAUUCGCAUAAUAGCGCAGAAUCCUUCGAUAAAAAAUCAUUUGUUGGAAGAAUCAAAGAUUGUUACUUAAUCUUAAUGCUAAUUUAAUAAAAGACUUCAAUGAACAAAAAGUUUGAUUAUAGCCUAGCUCUUGCUAAAAACAAGCUUUUGUUAUUCUACCCUGGGUUGCAGAGCCUCAGCGAAAGGGUGGGUCGGUAAAAGACUGUUCGUCCAUCUUUCGCUGAGGGUCUGGUACCCAGGGUAGUGCAAUUCUCGUAACUUAUGUCCAGGUUCUCCGCAUGCAAACAAGACCUUGGCAGCCGUUCGACUCAGAGCUUCUUAACUUUUUCAUUCAUUAAUUCAUUCAUUAAUUCAACAUUAAUUCAUUCGAUCUACAUACAAACGUAAAGGCGCCAUUGUGUAGACAGAAGGAGUUCGUUUUCCCUCUUAGACUCCAGUGGAAAUUUUUCAUUGGCCUAUUUCGAUCCACAACUGGGUAUAUAUUUUCCAUCGUGUUCUUUCGGACCCUGAUUCUGACGUUUUAUGAUCUAAGAAGUGUCAGACAAAAAAGCUUUAAGUAUGUUGUAAAAUGUUUGCUUUUUUCAAUGCCAUUUUCAAGUUCACUUUCAUUUUCAUUUUUUUGUAAAAGAAACUCUCCAUUAUGCGCCGUCAGACUCAAGACAAAAUUAAAUGAAUUUGGUGUCAAAAAAUGCCUCGUAGAGCAACUAAAGCAAAAAUAAGCAAGCACUCAGAUUUUACUUGAAAUAACAAACAAUGUUUAUCAAAGUCGGACUGUAAAGUAUUCUUUCGGGUGCACGAACAAAAUUUUUAGUCUGGUAAAUAUGCUGAUUAGAUCACUCAGCCCAUUUAAAACUUCUUAGUGUAUUUCCAUGGACGACUGUAGUGAUGGCGAGCAAGCUUAAUGAAAGUUUUGCUUUUUUUCACGCUUAGUGACCUACAUUUCUUUUUGCAGCAUUGGUUACAGUAAUUAUGGCGAGAAUACGUUUGGAAAAUUGGUCAUUACGCUAACAUUAACUAUUGCGUUAAUAACUUAAUUUAUUGGAUAGUAAUUUGCUGUUGAAUGGCAGGAUAUGAUAAUUGGUGCUAAAACUGCCAUGAUUAGCAAAGCAUAGAGAUGGCUGAAUAUUUUUGGUCCGUUUCCUUGGGGAUUUAUUUCUAAAUUACCUCCCUGUUACUGUUUCGCAAAUAAUUGUUAUCAUUUCUUACCAGGCCACCUAAA